This is a messenger RNA of Jatropha curcas, 661 nucleotides long. RefSeq names its product ubiquitin-ribosomal protein eS31 fusion protein. Gene Ontology annotation, molecular function: protein binding; structural constituent of ribosome. Gene Ontology annotation, biological process: translation. Gene Ontology annotation, cellular component: ribosome. Lineage: Eukaryota; Viridiplantae; Streptophyta; Magnoliopsida; Malpighiales; Euphorbiaceae. The record is from RefSeq and is a predicted model, not a curated record.
UAGGAGCAACAUUAAAGAUCAAUUUAUGCAUAAUUGUUAUGUUCUUUUUGUCAAUUACAAAUCAACUUUUGCAAUUGUCUAUCAAUUCAACUAACCAUGCAAGUCUUUGUUAAAAUCCCAGCAGAAAAAACCCUAGUUCUUGACGUCUCGCCGGCGAACACCGUAACCGACAUGAAAAUCAAUAUUCAAAACAAAGCAAAAAUCCCAAAAGACCAACAGCGCUUAAUAUUCACCGUCAACCAACUCGAAGACGAUCAAACCCUAGCUUUCUAUAAUAUUCGGCACGAAUCCACUCUCUACCUCUUGCUUAGGCUUCCCGGUGGCGGCGGCAACAAGAAAAAGAAGAGGAAGGUGUUUACGACUCCUAAGAAGGAGAAACACGAGAAGGAAAAGGAGAAGCUAGCUGUUUUGAAGUACUAUAAGGUGGAUGACGAAGAUGGUAAAGUGGAGAGGUUGAGAAAGGAGUGUAGCGAGUGUGGACCUGGUAUUUUUAUGGCUAAUCACUCUGACAGAUAUUGCUGUGGCAAGUGUGGCUUAACGAUUCUUUUUAAUCAAACGGUUGACAGCUCUUCCGAUAAUGAUGUGUAAUUUUUUCUUUUGGUAUUAGAUUUGUUAAUUAGGCUACUAAUUAUUUAUCUAUUACACAUACGUUAAACCAACC